AUGCUAAAUGUGGAGGAGUUUGUUUGCCCAGAGCUGCGGCUGGCUAUGUGUCACGUGAAAGAGGCGAUCCGAAUCAUCAUGCAUUGUCUUGUCGUAUGCCGCAGUCUUGGUGGCACCCAGCCCAUCGAUCUCAAAGCAGUGGUCUCUGAAUUGUUCGACGUAGAGUACCUGAAGAUCAAUGACAGCCAAUUGGUGCAGGAGGUCGAGCGUUUAGUCGAAAAGUUCUCUGAGAUCCUCGAGAACAAUGCUGACAAGUCAGGCCGUGCUCAGCUGGUGUUCAACUUAUACACAGCCAAGAAUCGCAAGCAAAGCAUUUGGAACAUCUUGGUCGGCAGCGACGAGAAAAUCGUGUUCGAGCAGUGGCGCAUCCCCGUGGCCGUGCAGCCGUUGAACAGGUACUUGAAUCCUGCUGACAACUUGCGUGAAGAGGCCAACUUGCAGGCCUCUGCUUCGCAGCAGGUCCAGCAGGUUCUCCAUUAUGUCAUCGCCAGAGCCAAUGCCAAGGUGGAGCACCUUCCGCCACCGGACAAAGAGCAGACGGCCUACAACUUCGAUGUUGCUUUUCUAUCAGGCGAUGGCAAGGACGGCGGGAUUGUUGGAGCACGUGGGCCAGCAUGGCUAACACUGGGACUUCUGACGUGCGCUGCUCCUUUGGAGGACAUCGGGGCCGGGUCUUUGCUCCGGCAGGGUCUGGGCUCCUCACUUCAAACGAUCCGCCAGAUGCCGCCGCGAUCUUACUUCGCUCAGCAAGCGAGCCGCGGCGUGUUCUGGCUGGGCAAGGUACAUGGCGUGAUGGCAUGUGCGAAAACAGUGCUAGCCGACAAGCACGUUCGAGUCAUGGGACUCCCAUGGGACAGGACAUGGCUCCGGCAUGCCGUUCUCUUGAUUCUGUCCACUUCCACUGCCGGGAAUUAUCAGGGCGACCCGUGCGCGACUGCAUUGCUUCUGGUCGCGCACCGCGAUGAUGAGACCUUCUUUGCAGGUGAGGCACUGCUAGGCCGCAAAGCUUCGCUUCCCUGGGGUUGCCGCAGGGUGUGGUGGCAUGUUGUCGUGGUUGCUGGACGAGGUGACCAGAGCACUCGCGAGGAGCUGAACACAGUCUUGAACAUUGCAAGGUCGCAUACUCUCGCCGCAAGAAUCGUGGAGGAGGUUUGGAACUACGCUGACUGCAACGUGCCGUAUUGCUACGAGUUUCUAGAUGGACCCGUUCCGAUACAGAAGCGCCUUCAUGACAUUCUCGCAUCACGCAGCUGGGAUUAUGUGGUGACCCACAACGAGCAGGGAGAGUACCAUCAUUAUCAGCACGCGGGCCUGCAUGCGGCAGUCCGAGAUGCCCUGCAGAAGUUGGAGAACCCGCCGCAGCUGCUUGUGUUCAAUCCGAUGCCCGAGCUCAAUGUCUCCGUGAGUCCUGGCAAGGCUCGGAUGCUGGAGGCAUACAUGAAGACCAAACCCAACUCUGCCCGCCAGAUGACCGUGCAGGGUUUGGCAAGAUACACCGAGCAUUUGGUCCCUGCGAUCGCCUUCUUCCGACCUGGGCCAUUAGGUGUUGCAUUUGCCCAUGCUAUGCAGGGCGUAGACCUACCGUUUAUGUAUGAUUGGACUCUGAUGCAUCCUGCUGGUCAUUUGCCACCGUUUUCGGCGAAGGAUUGCGCUGUCGUGGUGCAGGAAUUUUUCGGUAACACUUGGUUCAACUUCUGUGGAAGACCGGAUACUGCCCAGUAUCCAGAUGUUUGCAGGGCAUUGAGACGGGAGAAAGACCAGCUUUCUUCCCGGCUGGUGGCUCUUUUCCAGAACUUCGAGGACAUGGCGCAGGCUCAUGAGGUCGCCCAAGUGCCGAAGCCUUUGUCUCACACUCCAACUCUCAGGUGCUUGAAGAUGCAGGGAAUUGGAUCCUUCGGAAACGUUGUCGGCUGGGAAGUCCUUGCAGAGGUACGAAAGCCCUGCUACAUCGUGCUUCUGGUCUUGCGGAGGAUCAUGGUUGGUUGGAAAAAGGGCUACCAAGGGCGCACCUACAAAGUACUUCGUGCAACAGAGCCCCGGCUGCUGACAGGCAUACACCAGGAGGUGAGUUGGGAUGAGGUUGACCCCAUCACUGUGCAGCCGGACGAUGUUGUUGGCUGGCAGAUCUUCUUGCAGACAGAUGACAUUAACAGCCUUAGCAUGCAUCCAGCUGUGCCGGAAGACGAAGCAGACGAGUUUUGCAUCGGUGGGCGUGGCUGCGAUGAGGCAGGCCUCUGUGCCUUUGACAUUAAGCCUCCAGAGGUGCAAGAUCUGCGUGUGCAGAAGGUCUCCGUGCGCGUCAUGCCACGUCGCUCACGGCAGCAAGCACGACCAAAUCCUUUCUUCGACGUGAUGCCCGCCCUAAACAUCUCGGAGUAUGUUGACGCCAGCACGACAUACGAGGAGCUUAUGACCAUAAGACAAAAGCUUGACCAUUCUGACUUGGGCAUGUUCGAGGACAAGAUCCGCUUGCGAACAGAACUUUUGCCUGCAGCCGGAGUUCUCGCCACACCGAGCAUCCACCUGUCGAACACCGACUUCAACAUUGCCUACUUGAUAGAAGGGCGACAGAGCUAUGUGGUUAAGCCUUCGCACAUGUCCGAGUCGCAGAACGUUUUCGUUAUGCACAAUGGUAUGAAUCUGCUGCGACAAGCUUGGGGCUGGCCUGGGACGUCAUCGAUAGAGGAAAUUCAGGCUGCCGUACACCAGUUUUCUGAGCAGUCGGCGCUGGACUGGGAGUGCAAGGCACUGGUGGCAAGCAAGCCUGGAGUCAUCGUGGAAGAGCUGGUCCUCGCUGAGGUCGGCGGGCGGCUGGCGGUGGACGAAUUCAAGUUUUACACCGUCUUUGGCAAAGUGGCUUUCGGAGAGGAGAUCUUCUCUUCCGCGGGCACUGUCAUGGAGAUUGACCGCGAUGGGCAGAUCUUAACAAACAAGAUGGAGUGCCCACCUUUUUGUGUGCGGCCCUGCUACACGGAAAUGGUGGAGAUUGCCGAGAAGGUGGCAACCCAUGCAAGAGCUGACUUUCUGCGCGUGGAUGUGCUAGUUCAAGGAAGCUGCAGUGGCCUUUACGUGAGUGAGGUGGAGCUUUUUCCUGCAAGUGAUUUCAGUCCCUUCCUGAAGGAAGCUGUUGCGGCGCGAUGGCGCGAGGGCUAUGCUGUCUAA
Messenger RNA from Symbiodinium necroappetens, 3162 nucleotides. The record is from the annotation of a GenBank genome assembly. NCBI's taxonomy places the organism in Eukaryota, Dinophyceae, Suessiales, Symbiodiniaceae.